AUGACUGAGGUCAUUGGUAACUUGCGUCGUACUUAUCUUCCCCUACCUACAAAAUUUCUCUUCACUGCUGUCAUUGGUAACUUUGUAUCCGUCCUCACUGAGAGCGAACUCGAGGACGUUUUUGUCAGACUGCAGGACAAACCGGAAGGAUUUGGUUACAUUGAGUUUGCUGACUUCCAGGGUCCUAAACAUGUACUCGAAAAGUCUGGCUCGAAUCUGGCAAGCCGCGUUAUUCAUGUGAGAGUCGCUGAGCCUCAAAGCUUUUGUGGAAGCUACGGCCGCGAGCUGCCUCCACCCUCUGUCUCUGGCACCGGCUCCAACUGGCGAGCCUCUUCCCGCCGCCCACUCCAGUCGUCUAUUGCAUCCUCUUUCGAGUGUGAGGCGGGCGAGCCUAGCUUGCGGUCCACCUUCCGAGAAGGUCCUAUCUUCUCCACCGAUACUAAAGACAGGUGGGCCUUCAGCGGCAAAUACAAGCCGAGCGUGUCGGAGGGUCCUGGCAGUCGGUUCAGCAGCAUGCGUGGCUGCGGUGACAUGGAACUAUCGUGGAACGUGCCCAAUCCGCCGAAGAGGACAACGGCGCAGGCCCCACACGAUUGCUUCCUUUCGUCACGGUAUGUAGCAAGCAACUCUACACCUUCAACUCCUCAGAUGGGGCGGUGGAAGCUCGAGCUCUUGCCCCGAUCCAGUGGCUCCUCCGCUGUCCCUUCUCCUCUCGCGUCGCCUAAUUCGUCCGCAGCAGCGCCCAGUACGCACAAACUUAACCUGUUCAGUGUGGCUAAGCCCGUCGACAUUUCUGGAAGGGAAGCUGCCAUCGAGGAACGUCUUGAAAAGGAACAAGAACAGUUCAAAGAAAGGGCGUCUCACUCGAUGUCAAGAACGUCAUCGCGGACGGCGUCUCAGCGCAGAUGGGACCACCCGGGUACCCCGGCCUCUCCCACGUCUGAUACGCACAAGAGUCCAGUUAUGCUUGCUGCGAAUGUGCGGCCAUUGUUCAGCUUUGCCAGUGCCGCCGCUGGCAAGAAAGAUGCUGCUGGUGACAGUACCGCAGAGAAUGGGACACAUGAGGAAACAGAGAAAAUCGAGGAGGUCAAGAUCUGAUGUGCGUGACAGAAUGCUCACUGAAAGGCGUAGAUUGGACUUGCCUUAAAUGCUGCCAGAAUGAUCGACAGCUUCUGAUUAGAUGCAAUGUACAUCCCUUGCUUGUCUUGUCUUCUAGUUAAUGUUGACUUCUUUGUUGUACUGGAGGGAUCGAACAGCU
Molecule: messenger RNA, 1258 nt
Organism: Laetiporus sulphureus 93-53
Lineage: Eukaryota; Fungi; Basidiomycota; Agaricomycetes; Polyporales; Laetiporaceae
Exons: 9
Coding region: 1-1098 (365 amino acids)
Molecular function (GO): nucleic acid binding
Source: RefSeq, a predicted model, not a curated record